ACCAAUCCGGUACGGCUCAAGGGGGUGGAAAGAAGGGAAGCUGCCGGUCAUGGCGUGCCCUGCCCCAGCCUAACACUGGGAACCUGUCGGGGGCGCCAGAGUCCGGAAGAGAAACUUCGCGCCCAGCAGGAACCUGGGCGCCACCCAGACAACCAGGAAGCGCAGCCCUCCCCUUAGCUGACUCUGGAGCUCUCUAUAGGCGGUCUUCACUAUCAACUGCACAGCGGACAGAGGCAGAGGAACGCAGAACCUUCUCACACAGCAGGAUGAAAGGGUGAAUUUGGAGCUGACAUGCAAAUAUAUCUUGUCGUAUAUUUCUCUGGCUUUGAUAUCACAAUGCAGGCUUCUCCACUUCGAAUAAGUCAACUAACUCCACCUGAAGAACUUCAUACUGUUGCCUAUGUGUUUACAAAUGGUGGGCCGCAAAUGAGAAGUGAUGAAGUAAAUCCGGUUGCAAAAGGGCAUCGAAGCAAAAAGAAACAUUCCAGAAAAUCCAAGAGACACUCUUCAUCUAAGAGAAGGAAGAGUAUGUCCCUGUGGUUAGACAAACAGGAAGAUGCUGCAGUCACUCACAACAUCCAUGAAGAGAAGAUAAAUAACAGCCAACCAGCAACUGAUAACAUCUUGUCAACUGCUCCACCAUGGCUUGGUUUUCCCGAUGCUACCAUCACUCACAACAUCUGUGAAGAGAGGAUGGAAAAUGGCCAAUCCCAAACUGAUAAAGUCUUCUCAACUGUUUCCCCAUGGCUUGUUCAUAUGGCUGCAGCUGGUAUUCCAUCCAUGAGUACCAGAGAUCUGUAUUCUACCAUCACUCACAAUAUCCGUGGAGAGAGAAUGGAAAAUAGCCAACCCCAACCUGAUAACGUCUUGUCAACUGGUCCCACAGGACUUAUUAAUAUGGCAGCAACUCCUAUUCCAGCCACAAGUGCCAGAGAUCUCUAUGCUACAGUCAUUCACAAUGGCCGUGAACAGAAGAUGGAAAAUGUCCAACCAGCACCUGAUAACGUGUUGUUGACUCUUCAACCACAGCUUAUUAAUAUGGCAGCCACUGGUAUUUCAUCCAUGAGUACCAGGGAUCCGUAUGCUACCAUCACUUACAAUGUCCCUGAGGAGAAGAUGGAAAAGGGCCAACUCCAACCUGAUAACGUCUUGUCAACUGCUUCAACAGGGCUUAUUAAUGUUGCAGGAGCUUAUGCUACUGUCAAUCACCAUGUCCAUGAAGUAAGGAUGGAAAAUGGCCAACCACAACAGGAUAACGUCUUGUCAAAUGUUCUAUCUGGGCUUAAUAAUGUGGCAGGAGCUAGUAUUCCAGCAAUGAGUUCCAGGGAUCUGUGGUGUAUGUAUUCUGCCGUCACUCACAAUAUCCGUGAAGAGAGAAUGGAAAAUGGCCAACCCCAACCUGAUAAGAUCUUGUCAACUGGUCCCACAGGGCUCAUUAAUAUGGCAGCAACUCCUUUUCCAGCCACGAGUGCCAGAGAUCGCUAUGCUACAGUCAUUCACAAUGGCCGUGAACAGAAGAUGGAAAAAGUCCAACCAGCACCUGAUAACGUGUUGUUGACUCUUCAACCACAGCUUAUUAAUAUGGCAGCCACUGGUAUUUCAUCCAUGAGUACCAGGGAUCCGUAUGCUACCAUCACUUACAAUGUCCCUGAGGAGAAGAUGGAAAAGGGCCAACCCCAACCUGAUAACGUCUUGUCAACUGCUUCAACAGGGCUUAUUAAUGUUGCAGGAGCUUAUGCUACUGUUAAUCACCAUGUCCAUGAAGCGAGGAUGGAAAAUGGCCAACCACAACAGGAUAACGUCUUGUCAAAUGUUCUAUCUGGGCUUAAUAAUGUGGCAGGAGCUAGUAUUCCAGCAAUGAGUUCCAGGGAUCUGUGGUAUUCUACCAUCACUCACAAUAUCCGUGAAGAGAGAAUGGAAAAUGGCCAACCCCAACCUGAUAACAUCUUGUCAACUGGUCCCACAGGGCUCAUUAAUAUGGCAGCAACUCCUUUUCCAGCCACGAGUGCCAGAGAUCUCUAUGCUACAGUCAUUCACAAUGGCCGAGAACAGAAGAUGGAAAAUGUCCAACCAGCACCUGAUAACGUGUUGUUGACUCUUCAACCACAGCUUAUUAAUAUGGCAGCCACUGGUAUUUCAUCCAUGAGUACCAGGGAUCCGUAUGCUACCAUCACUUACAAUGUCCCUGAGGAGAAGAUGGAAAAGGGCCAACCCCAACCUGAUAACGUCUUGUCAACUGCUUCAACGUUUCCAGAUGCUACUGUCAAUCACCAUGUCCAUGAAGCGAGGAUGGAAAAUGGCCAACCACAACAGGAUAACGUCUUGUCAAAUGUUCUAUCUGGGCUUAAUAAUGUGGCAGGAGCUAGUAUUCCAGCAAUGAGUUCCAGGGAUCUGUGGUAUUCUGCCGUCACUCACAAUAUCCGUGAAGAGAGAAUGGAAAAUGGCCAACCCCAACCUGAUAAGAUCUUGUCAACUGGUCCCACAGGGCUCAUUAAUAUGGCAGCAACUCCUUUUCCAGCCACGAGUGCCAGAGAUCUCUAUGCUACAGUCAUUCACAAUGGCCGUGAACAGAAGAUGGAAAAAGUCCAACCAGCACCUGAUAACGUGUUGUUGACUCUUCAACCACAGCUUAUUAAUAUGGCAGCCACUGGUAUUUCAUCCAUGAGUACCAGGGAUCCGUAUGCUACCAUCACUUACAAUGUCCCUGAGGAGAAGAUGGAAAAGGGCCAACCCCAACCUGAUAACGUCUUGUCAACUGCUUCAACAGGGCUUAUUAAUGUUGCAGGAGCUUAUGCUACUGUCAAUCACCAUGUCCAUGAAGCGAGGAUGGAAAAUGGCCAACCACAACAGGAUAACGUCUUGUCAAAUGUUCUAUCUGGGCUUAAUAAUGUGGCAGGAGCUAGUAUUCCAGCAAUGAGUUCCAGGGAUCUGUGGUGUAUGUAUUCUACCAUCACUCACAAUAUCCGUGAAGAGAGAAUGGAAAAUGGCCAACCCCAACCUGAUAACAUCUUGUCAACUGGUCCCACAGGGCUCAUUAAUAUGGCAGCAACUCCUUUUCCAGCCACGAGUGCCAGAGAUCUCUAUGCUACAGUCAUUCACAAUGGCCGAGAACAGAAGAUGGAAAAUGUCCAACCAGCACCUGAUAACGUGUUGUUGACUCUUCAACCACAGCUUAUUAAUAUGGCAGCCACUGGUAUUUCAUCCAUGAGUACCAGGGAUCCGUAUGCUACUGUCAAUCACCAUGUCCAUGAAGCGAGGAUGGAAAAUGGCCAACCACAACAGGAUAACGUCUUGUCAAAUGUUCUAUCUGGGCUUAAUAAUGUGGCAGGAGCUAGUAUUCCAGCAAUGAGUUCCAGGGAUCUGUGGUAUUCUGCCGUCACUCACAAUAUCCGUGAAGAGAGAAUGGAAAAUGGCCAACCCCAACCUGAUAAGAUCUUGUCAACUGGUCCCACAGGGCUCAUUAAUAUGGCAGCAACUCCUUUUCCAGCCACGAGUGCCAGAGAUCUCUAUGCUACUGUCAAUCACCAUGUCCAUGAAGCGAGGAUGGAAAAUGGCCAACCACAACAGGAUAACGUCUUGUCAAAUGUUCUAUCUGGGCUUAAUAAUGUGGCAGGAGCUAGUAUUCCAGCAAUGAGUUCCAGGGAUCUGUGGCGUAUGUAUUCUGCCGUCACUCACAAUAUCCGUGAAGAGAGAAUGGAAAAUGGCCAACCCCAACCUGAUAACAUCUUGUCAACUGGUCCCACAGGGCUCAUUAAUAUGGCAGCAACUCCUUUUCCAGCCACGAGUGCCAGAGAUCUCUAUGCUACAGUCAUUCACAAUGGCCGUGAACAGAAGAUGGAAAAUGUCCAACCAGCACCUGAUAACGUGUUGUUGACUCUUCAACCACAGCUUAUUAAUAUGGCAGCCACUGGUAUUUCAUCCAUGAGUACCAGGGAUCCGUAUGUCACCGCCACUGACAGUGUCCAUGAGGCGAAGAUGAAAAAUGACCAACAGGCACCUGAUAACUCCUUGUCAGCAGUUCCACCAGGGUGUAUUAAUCUGUCAGGAGCUGGCAUUUCAUCCAGGAGUACCAGGGGUCUGUAUUCUACUGUCAUUCACGAUAUCCAGGAGGAGGAGAUGGAAAAUGGUCAAAUCCCUCCUGAUGGCCUCCUGUCAAAUUCUGAUUCACCAGAGCUUAUAAAUAUGACAGGACAUCGUAUGCCACCCGAUGCAUUGGGUUCUUUCUCUUACGACUUCACAAGUCUCAGCAAAGAUGAGCUGAUUUACAAACCUGAUAUUAAUGAAUUUGCUGUAGGCACCAAAAACUACAGUGUCUCUGCAGGUGACCCACCAGUCACAGCAAUGUCUUCAGUGGAAACUGUGUCAAAUACACCACAAAUAUCUCCUGCCAUGGCAAAGAAAAUUAAUGAUGAUAUAAAAUAUCAAUUAAUGAAAGAAGUUCGAAGGUUUGGGCAAAAUUAUGAAAGAAUUUUCAUUUUGCUUGGAGAGGUACAAGGAUCUAUGAAGGUCAAGAGACAAUUUGUUGAAUUUACCAUCAAGGAAGCAGCAAGGUUUAAAAAAGUUGUCUUAAUUCAGCAACUCGAGAAGGUGCUUAAAGAGAUAGAUUCCCACUGCCAACUCAGAAAAUUUAAGCACAUGAGAAAAAAGUAAUUGUGUUAGUGCAAAGACCAAGGAGAAACAAGGACAUAUGCUGUAGGAUGGAACAGGUUAUUGCUGAAACUCCCUAUAAUUCUGAAGUAAAGUGAUUUCCCUUCCAAAAGCUACAAAAAAGGGAGCUGUUUAAGUUUAAUAAAUCUCUGUUAGUAAAAGCUGC
Messenger RNA from Rhinopithecus roxellana (golden snub-nosed monkey), 4813 nucleotides. Its product is annotated as sarcoma antigen 1. Gene Ontology annotation, biological process: snRNA 3'-end processing. The transcript is spliced from 32 exons. Lineage: Eukaryota; Metazoa; Chordata; Mammalia; Primates; Cercopithecidae. Gene Ontology annotation, cellular component: integrator complex. The coding region runs from base 292 to 4650 and encodes 1452 amino acids. The record is from RefSeq and is a predicted model, not a curated record.